AUGACGUUCAAAAAGAAGGUCGUCAAGGAAAUCCCAGGAUUUGAAUAUAUUCAUUCGGAUAUUGUAUUAAUACCAGGAUUUCGAGGUUCAAAAUUAGUAAAUGAAAAAACCAAAAAAACGGGAUGGAUAUCGUUAUGUACACCAUUUUUGCCUCAUAGUAAAGAAUCAAUAGACUUACCCUUAAACAUAACUAAACAUGAACAUGAUAGAUUGGUUCCAGAUGGAAUCAUACAAAAAAUUGCAUGGCAAAAAUUUUAUGAGAAUUUGGUUAGUUAUCUGGAUGAUUUAUCUAAAUCUCGUGAAAAAAAAUUGAAAAAAGAAGAAAAGAAAUUAAACAAUAAAUUAAAACAAGAAUCUUCCUCAGCUUUACAAGAAAAUGUGCAGGGUACCCCUUUUGGUGGAGCUCCUGGUAUAUUUGGUAAUUUAAGGCAUGGAAUUUCAUUGUUAUUUAACAAAAAAUUUCAGGAUGAUGCUGCGCAUUUUGCUUUACGUACCGUAUUUUCUUUUAUGCCACCUAAAUUAGACGCAUUUAAAGAUCAAAAUGAUUCAACAAAAUAUGCUAAUAUUGAUUAUUUUGAUAUCGAAGAAUGGAAAAAUAGCGAUUGGUCAUUUGUCAUUAAUGAAGAUAAUCCAAGGUAUAAUGAAUUGGGUACCAGGCAAGAGCGUAUCGAUUAUCUUCAAAGAACUUUAGAAGCCGCGAAAAGAUUUCACUUGACUUUAGAAAAACCUGAAAAUUUUGAAUAUCCUCCAUUAUGUACUUUAGUUAGCGAGAAUCAUCAUACUAAUGGUGGUUAUCCGAUGGGUAAAUUAGAUGAUGGUAGACAUUCUAUACAUUUUGAUAAAGUUAUCGCUGCUAACGGUGAUGGUGCUGUUCCUUUUGAAAGAACCAAAUUACCUCAAGGGAUACCUUUUGAAGUUGUUUACACCGAUAAUUCUCAUGGUUCUUUAUUAGAAGAUUUAGAUGCAGUUGGAAAAGCUUUACAAACAAUCUUUAAUAAACAUUGA
Funneliformis geosporum is the source of this 1005-nucleotide messenger RNA. The record is from the annotation of a GenBank genome assembly. Lineage: Eukaryota; Fungi; Glomeromycota; Glomeromycetes; Glomerales; Glomeraceae.